AAUAACCGAGCGUUUUUUGUUUGUAUAUAUUGUUUUAAAAAUCACGGAGCGCAUGCAGUCAAAUAACGUUCAUUGGAGUCUACAUUUUUUAAAAAUCUUCUCAGUGUUGUCCAGUCAAAAUAGUCGAAUUUGUCCGGAAUCGUAUAAGCAACACAGUACUCGUUUAUAUCUACCAUGAAAGCCAUAAUAUUAUGUAGUCUCGUGUACGUUAUUUUCACGAUCGUCGGUACUGAAGCGGCUAAAUUGCGUAUGUAUAACAGUAUAAUAUUAACAUGUAAUAACUGCAAUAGUAAUAUUGUUAUAAUAAUGUAUGUUAUACAAACGAUAUUGAAUAAUCAUUAAUGAAUAAUAAUAGGUUAUACUACAAUUUGGAUUAAUCAAAUCUAAAAAUGUUUAUAUUAUCAUCGGUACACCGAGUGCUUGAAAACAGUGAAGAGCAGAUUUUUUUUUUUUUAUGUUCAAAUUAUUUUAAAAUAUUAUGCAUGAAAAUAAUCAGAAAAUAUACAUUUUUAUACUGUGGUUUCUGGUAAAUUAGUACAUUUUGUCUAGUUUGUGUAUUCAAAUCAUAUUUAAGAUUUUCUUAACGGUUAGGAAAAACUUCGGAAAUGGGAAUGUUAACGCAAUCACGAUUUCUGUUAAUUUCAAUUAUGUUUUAGAUUCUGCGCGCAAAAAAAAAAAUAAAUAUUGCUUCUAAUAUGUGUGCAAUAUUUUUAAUCUGUUAACCACUUUUCUAUCAAAAAUCACUUACUAACCAAAAAAUAACAAAGAAGUCAUUUUUGGAGAAUUCUGGAUCUAGUAGGUGUAUUGAGUAGUAUAUUUUUUAAUUUUCUAAUUAGUUUUUCUAGUAAUUUUGAAAAACGGACAAAUUUAGGUGUUAUUACCGUAAACUUAAAUAUAAAUAGUAAUAUUUAAGUAUUUUAGAUUUUGUAUUUUUUUUUUUUGUGAUUAGUUUUCCAUUGCCGUAGUAAAAGUCUGAUGAUUAUUGAGCUCUUUAUUAGCAUUUUCGAGUUUUUUUUCUUAUCUGUAUAUAACGCUAAAUCAACAUUGACAAAAUACUAUUUAGAUCAUAAUUGGAUUUAAAAUAUUUUUAAAUGCCAACAUUUUUACGAUUUUUGUCAAAAUGUUUAAUUUAAACUACUUAUAAAAAGAAACUAGGUACUUAGGUACUUAUGAUGAACUCUUUUUUCACCACUAAUUACAAUUUAUGUCUCGUCAAACAAAUUUAUUCUAACGAAAAUAAAUAAAACUAACAACUAGAAAAUGUCAAAUACCUAUAAAUAGCUUAAAAAUCCCCAGAAUAUUAUGAAAAUCGUUACAAGUUUAGAAAAGAAAAAUAUAAGAAUUUGGUGAAAAUCUCUAAUGUUUACAAUUAUCUACAACAAAAAACUAAAAUCGUUAAUACUGUACAUUUUCCCACAUUUUUUUUCCCCAUUUAUAAAGAAAACUAUAAUGACGCCACAAUGCUCAAUCUAUAUCGAAAAUGGUACCAAUUUUCUUGUCGUAUUCUGAUUAGAACAUUAUUUCUGAUAAAAAAAUAUUGUCCACGCGCACACACACAAAUAAGCUCACAUCAUAGACAUACUAAUACAUUAAUUGUUCCACACAGAGUAUAAAAAAAUGCGGUUUAUGGUCACAUUCCUGUCUGAUAUUUCCCCAUUGGACAUAUCCUCGUCUAAUUAACGUUAAUACCUUACAGUUUACUAUAGGUAUAACUCUUAUAAGGUUAGGACCCUCACACUUAUUUCCAGGCCUGGAACAUGUAACUAUAUAUAGGUAAAAAAUUUUAAAAUUUGUUUUUCUUAAACUAAAACUGCCAGUAUUUCACUAUUUAUUUUUUUAAAUCAAUUUCCGUCUGACAUUUCUCUAAUGAUUUUCAAUAUACUUAAGUUAUUUAUGUUCUAUCAGUAUUUAUUAUUUGUUGAUAUCAUGUUCGUAAGGCCAGCACCAUUACCUCGUGCUACAGACUUCAAACCUGUGCCAUUAUUUUGCAAAUAAUUUGCUAAAAUUUGAUUAUUCUCGAAAAAAACGGGAUUUCUCUUAGCGGUAAUUUUACAAUUAUACAGAUUGAUAUUAUUUCAGCAUACAUGACCGAAAAAACAAAAUAAGCUUACCAUACAAUUAUAUUAAAUAAACAAAUAUAAUGAUAUAUUUAAUUCUAAUUUUUAUAUCAUGGUCAAAUAUGAAUAUUUGUUCUAAAAAUGUCUGUAUUUUCCUAUUUAUAUAGUUUACAAUAAAUAAGUCGAGAGACCACUGAAGAUUUACGUAUUUAUUGUUUGUACAAGGUAUUAAUUGGACGGGGAAACGUCCGACGGAGAAAUAAACCAGACCGGGAAAUGGGGACGGGUAUAUGACAUGCUACCAAAAAUUCACAUCAUAGUAAAACUGAAACAUUUUUCAAUGCAAUCAGAAUCUAAAAGUUCAGCGUAAUGACAUUUUUUUUUAUGAGUUUAAAUUUUGACGAAAUAGUUAAACUAAUUUAACUUCGCUUAGAAUCAUAUUUUGUUAGUAAUGAUAUCGAUGCGCAGAGAUAUAAAUUAAAAAUUAUUAUAAUAUGUUGAAAAAAGGUAGCAUAUUAUAUUAUCUUUUCCCAAAUACUCAUCUGUAACAGUGGUACACUUACAGUGCGAUGUAUGUUCCUUUAAUUUUUUUUUUGAAAAUCGUUUUUUCGGACAAAUUUUAUAAAUGUAGAACUGUCGUGAUUUGUUUGAUAGGUAAAAAGAAACACUUAAAAGAACUGCUGUUAUUUACUACAAUCUCCUAAAAAAAAAAUUCCACGUUGUAAUAAUUCAUACUUUUGAUAAAAUAUAGAAAAAAACAAUUAAAUGAAAUUCUAUAUCGUAGUAAAAUAUUGUUAAAUUGUAUUACCUAUAUUAUUUGCAUAGCAAAAGGUUUUAUACAAUGCAGGAAAAGCGAUCCGAAUAUAGACGAAUGUUUAAGGAGCGCAUUUCAAGCCACUGUUCCUCAUUUGGUAAAAGGUAAGAAUAAAUAAGUUAACACUAAGACCGUAUUAUAAAUGUAUAAGAAUCUAAUCAUUUUUAUAAUAUUAAACUUAUUUAGGCGUUCCGAAUAUGGGUAUAGUUCCAUCGGAUCCAUACAAAAUCACGGAGCUAGAAAUAGACCAGGGCAAUAACGGAGCAGUGGGUUUUAAAAUAAAAUUCAGAGAUUUGAGUGUGAUCAAUUUGAGAACCGCCGUGAUCACGAAAGCUCAGUAAGUUUAUAUAUUAUCAUAACCACUUGCAUUUGGAAUAAAAAGUAAGUGGUUUUAUUUUUAUAUAUUUUACCUAUCUAUUAAUUUACGUUAAAACUAAGUUUGAUUUUACUGUGUAAUAUAUAGUUACGAUCCCGUCAAACAUAAUCUCACACUCGAGAUAAAAAAUCCGAAUAGUUUGAUAUUCGGUGGAGACUACGAAGCGAGCGGAAAAAUCCUUAUUUUGCCGAUUACGGGACAGGGUAAAGCGAAAAUUGUCGCGGGUAAUGAAAUAAUAAUAAUACAAUUUUUAUGCAACUGUAUUUAUUUUUCAUAUCUAAUAUAAAUAUUUUGUUUAGAUAUUUCGAAUUAUAUCGGUAACGCUAUUAUGAAACCGGUAGUCAAAAAAGGAACCACAUAUUUGGAAAUCGUUGAGAUAAAAUGGACGUUUGUACCGAAUAAAAUACAUAUGAAACUAGAUAAUUUAUUUAAUGGCAACAAAGAAUUAGGUAUGUUAUCAAUUAUAAUAAUAUUAUAUUUGGGGCCAUUAGUGAAACUACACAAUUUUAUUAAGAUAGGCCAAAUGAUAAAUAUGAAAAAAAAAACUAUAAUUACAACUCUUUACUCUAUAGGUUAAGUUAUCGAUCAUAAUCCACUUAUAAUGGAAAAAAAAAACAAACUACAACAUAAAAAUAAACGUCAAAUUAUCUGUGUAUGAUUGAAUUUAAAGAAAUUAUAUUAAACCCGCAUUUACAAUAUGUAUAAAUGCAUUAUCCGUGCAUUAUGUAUAAUUUUAUUUAUUUAAAUAAAAAAUUAUAGGUAUUUUAGAUGCAAAAAUUAAGUUUUUAAUUUAAAAUUUUUAAUUAUUAAAUCUGUAAUCCAGUCAGGCCACGGCCUGACCCGUAGUUUCGCUUAAGUAACAACGGCAAGAAUUCAAAAAAAGUUCUCUGGAUAGUGAAAAUGUGUAAAUUAUUGUAACGGGAUUCCGUUUGAUUAAAGAUAUUUUUACUAAUCAAAAUUCACAUAAGGACUUUAAACAGUCGAAUUGGGAAACGUACAAUAAGGGUAUGCCUUUAAGUAAAAAUAAUAUUAAUAUAUUAUUAAUUAUUUAGUAUUAAUAGUAUUUAUAUUAAUAUUAUUAUUACUAUUUCAAUGUUGUAUUAAUAAAUAGUGUAUUUCUGUCCAAACUGCCCAAUGGGGCGUUGAUUAAUUAUAAAUAAAUAAAUAAUGUAAUGUUCAAUAUUUAGUAACAUUUAAACGAAAAGUAUUUCGGAUCAUGUGAUAAAGAUCACGCUACAACCAAACAAAUAUUUCAAAAACGAGAGAUCCACAACAUUUUAUACAAGCCAAACAUUCUAGCGAUUAUAUCAGGAAUAAACAGAAUUGUUCGGCUAUACCUGGAGAGCAGAUUGGCAAUUGUUAAUGAAAGUGCUGGUGGAAAAAAAAUAGAACAAGACCCCUAGGGAGCUCGGUUGAUUGAUUAGUAUACAUCUGUACACUAUACACAAUACACAUGUUCUAGUUGUUGUAGACCAAAAAAAAAAAAAAAAACGUAAUAUAUUAAUUUUAACUAUAUAUUCAACAUAACUAACAAUAAGUUCCCAUAACCUGGUAGGUAAUGAAUAAAAAAAUGUUGUUCUUGUUCACCGAUUCUAAUGUGUCCAAGUAUUUUUAUGAGUAUCUGUAUGGUUUUUGAUACUGUGUCCCGUCUUUUAUGUACUACUAUAUAUCUCAGCCUAAAGAUCUAAAGAUUGAAACGGGAUUUCCGAGAGGUGAUGGAAAGUACCGAAAUACACAUUCUGGAAUAAUUUUCAGUUUUUAACCUUUUCAGUACACGCAUGCGCAGUUAAAAUUACUUGUUUUGAACAGCAACCAUUGUUUUUGUCACCAGAUAUAGAUAGAUUAUUUUUUUAUAAGUCAUUUUAAUCUGUUGACCAUAGACCUAAACCUAACAUUAACAGCGUUAUAGCUUUUUGACAUUUGACAGUAACACACUUGCAUUGAGUGAUUUUUUUAUGGAUUUGAAAAUUUGUAUUAUGAAAUAAAAUUAUAAUUCAUUUUCUUUUUGAUUCAUUGAUUAUGGAUUUUAACUUAAAGUUGACAGAGUUAGAGCUUUUUGAAAUUUAAAAAUAAUUGGAUCUUUUCGUCUGUAAGUGUGAAUAGAUAAUAAUAGAGAAAAUGUAUAAGAUAAAAAUUAAACAUAAAUAAAAACAAUACACUACAAAGUAAUUAUAAUUUUAUUUCACAAUACAAAUUUUCAAAUCCAUAAAAAUAUCACUUAAUGCAAGUGUGUUACUGUUACUGUCUGUUACUGUCAAGUCUGUCACUGUCAAAUUACAAAAAGCUGUAACACAGUCAAUGUUAGGUGUAGGUCCUUGGUCAUUGGUCAAUAGAAUAAAAUUACUUAUAAAAAAAAUGAUCUAUCAAUAUCUGGUGACAAAAAUAAGGCGACUCACGGUUAUAGAUAAUUAUAGACAAUUAAUAUAGAUUAUAGAUAAUUAUAGAUAGUUAUAGAUAAUUAAUUAUCUAUAAAAAUUAAAUUAUUCAUAAUUAUAAAGUAUACUCUAUGUUUAUUGUCUAUAUACUUUAUUAUACUUAUAAGUAUAAUUGGGGAGCAUUUAAAAAGUCGAAAAUAAUUCAGUUAAAUCGCAUCUCAUUUGAUAAAUAAGUGAGAAGUUUAUUUUUUUUCCUAAACAGUGUAUGAGUUGUAAAAUAUUGUGGCUAAUCAGUAUUUUAUCUGAAAUCUAUUUUUCUGUAAAUAUUAAAACUGACCAUAAAAAUCCAAACGAAUUAUGUGUGAUAAUCCGUGAUUACCAACAUAGAUACGUCUUAUUAGUACGGUGGCAACUCGGUUCGACUUUGGUCGUCAUUCGAUUGAAAUAAUACGUUUAAUACGUUAAUUACAUUAAAUAAUACGUAUUUCUAUGUUUAAAAAUAUUUAAGAUUAGAGUUUAAUUAUCUGUUUGUUCAAAAAAUUGUGUUAGAAUUAUACGAGUAAUUCAAAAUUUGUACAUUCUUUCAAAUUGUCGUUUAAGAUAAAGAAGUUCAAAGUUUUAUAAUUUUACAUUUUCUGAUUGAAAAUUUAAAAAUAGCAACAGCAGUCUUACAAAAAAAAAAAAAAAAUGAUAAAAAUUCAAAAGUGAAGUUUCGGUUAAAAUACGGUCGGUUGUUUUAUUUUGGGCUCAAUUUUGUAUUACUACAAAAAAGAUUUUAAAAGUUCAGAGCUCUGGAUAUCGAAAAUAAUUGUUAGGGUUAUUAUUAGGUUAUUAGAGAAAAUCAUAAAAAUUUGAUAAUAUUGUUAUUUUUUUUAGUAAUAAUGUAUGUAAUAUAAUAUUAAAACUCACGAAUUUGAAGAUGUUUAGAAAAACAUUUUUGCAACAUCGGUAAAUUGUUUGGUGUUUUAUGCCACAAAUUACACCAAUGUGUUUGUCAAAUUAAUACAUCACCAUAGUGGCCAAUUAAUAUUUUUUAAUAUAAAGUGGCAAAUUAUAUAACUAUCUUUUUGAUUUGAUACGACAAAAUUAAUUAUAUUUGUAAAUGUUUUUCAAAAAUUAACAUUUAAUUAUUGAUAAUUUUCGAUUGUUUUUUCCUGACAGGUGAUAAUAUGAAUAUAUUCCUAAACGAGAAUUGGCGUGAAAUUUUAAAAGAAUUACAACCCGCAAUCGAAGAAGUUUUUGGCGCUAUUUUCAAAACUAUUGGUCAACAAUUUUUGAAUUAUGUUCCUGAAAAUCAAUUAUUAUUAGAUUAAUUAAUUCAGAUUAUGUUUUUAAAUAUUAUGAAGUUGGGCCGUUACAUGUAUUCAUCAUUAUAGGUACUACCGAUAAAAUAUUACUCGCAUAAUAAUUACCAAAGCAUUUCACGUUAUAUAUAAUAAUAUAUCAAAUAUGAAUGUAUCAAUUAUUAUUAUAUUAUUAUCAUUAGUAUAUAUUAAUAGUCGUACUUAUAUUAUUUAUUUAUUUAAAAAAGAUCUAUUGCACUUACUAAUAAAAAAAAAAAAAGUUUAAAAUAAAACAAACAAAUAUAAAAAGACGUUCUAGGAUAAUGGGGAUGGGUUGAGCUACUGUUAUAGGCAAUUUAAUGUAUACCUGUAAGUAACAAUAAACCAUUGUUUACAAAAAAACGAUUGUAAGCGGAAUUCAGUUUAUAGUGAUGUUUUGUCAACAAUAUAUACGUCAUAAUAGUAAAAUAAUUAAAUAGGCUUAAUAUAUAUUCUCAGUGACCUCCUUAAAGUACCUCUCCACAUUGAUUUUCCACCAGGAAAGGUGUUACACUUAAAAAUCUGAGCAAGUAUUUUGGUAGAAAAGUUGCGCACAGACAAAAAGAAAAAAAAAACAUCUUUGUAAAACU
Molecule: messenger RNA, 7534 nt
Organism: Cinara cedri
Lineage: Eukaryota; Metazoa; Arthropoda; Insecta; Hemiptera; Aphididae
Source: the annotation of a GenBank genome assembly